This is a messenger RNA of Acanthocheilonema viteae, 429 nucleotides long. The record is from the annotation of a GenBank genome assembly. Lineage: Eukaryota; Metazoa; Nematoda; Chromadorea; Rhabditida; Onchocercidae.
AUGAAUUUUCCGGAGAAACGUAUGAAAGAAGCAGUAGAUGCAUUAAUUGAUGAUAUCGAUAAGAGUUAUUUGAGAGAAAUACAUAAGAAAAUGUUCAUUUGCUCUUCGAAUUGCUACGAUAGAAGUGUGAAUCGAGAUGUUGUGGAGACUUGUGUUGAAGGGUGCAGUAAACCUAUCAACAAUGCAACUAGUAUUUUGCAAAAAGAACUUGAUGAUUUACAGGCACAGUUGAAUCGUUGUGGAAUGACAUGUUUUGAUAAAGCAACGCAGAAAUUUGGUCCAGAUCCCGCAAAGUAUACUGAAAUACAAAGCAAGAAAUUUGAUGAACAACUUUUAAAUUGUGCAUGUUCUUGUGUCGACGAUCACAUCAAACUACUGCCGAAUAUCCGGAAACGAGUAAUUGAUUCCUAUCAAAGAUUUCUGAAGUGA